This is a messenger RNA of Manis pentadactyla (Chinese pangolin), 3134 nucleotides long. It is a transcript of the gene MICALL2, whose product is annotated as MICAL like 2. The transcript has 17 exons. The record is from RefSeq and is a predicted model, not a curated record. The coding region runs from base 99 to 2996 and encodes 965 amino acids. NCBI's taxonomy places the organism in Eukaryota, Metazoa, Chordata, Mammalia, Pholidota, Manidae. Gene Ontology annotation, molecular function: protein binding.
UCGGGCUCACUGCCUGGCUUCGCUGUGCGGCUGCGGCAGCUCGGCCCCGGGCGCUCGGCUUCGCGGCCCCGGCUCCUGCCCGGGCGCGCGCACUUCGCAUGGCGGCUAUCAAGGCGCUGCAGCAGUGGUGCCGGCAGCAGUGCGAGGGCUACCGGGACGUGAACAUCACCAACAUGACCACGUCGUUCCGCGACGGGCUGGCCUUCUGCGCCAUCCUGCACCGCCACCGGCCCGACCUCAUAAACUUCAGCACUCUCAGGAAGGAGAACGUUUAUGAGAACAACAAACUGGCUUUCCAUGUGGCCGAGGAGCAGUUGGGCAUCCCAGCCCUGCUGGAUGCUGAGGACAUGGUGGCCCUGAAGGUGCCCGACCGGCUGAGCAUCCUGACCUAUGUGUCUCAGUACUACAACUAUUUCCACGGACGCUCCCCCAUUGGGGGCAUGGCUGGUGUGAAGAGGCCCCCAUCAGACUCCGAAGAGGAACCGUCUGGGAAGAAGGCCCUGCCCCAGCCGGCCAGGCCCUCGCCCACCCCGGCCCGGGGGCAGCCACUGUCUCCAGUCAGCACAAACCCCACUGUCCAGCAGAAGGAUAGGGGUGCAGAGGGCCACACACUGAAGGCUGGCCAGGCCUCAGCAAGCAGCGCCUGUGGGGUGUGCGGCCAGCACGUGCAUCUCGUGCAGAGGCACCUGGCCGCAGGGACCCUAUACCACCGGAGCUGCUUCAGGUGUAAGCAGUGCUCCAGCACGCUGCAGCCAGGCGCCUACCGGGCCACCGAGGAGCCGGGCGUCUUCAUCUGUUCCAGCCACCACCCCACAGCUGCCUCUGCAAACCCCACAUCACCAGGCCUGGCCCCCAGGGGACCAGGGGCCAUCCCCACAGACUCCCAGCCCCCCAGUGCCCCACGGGAGCCGCAGAAGGUGAAUGGGCAGAGACAUGCAGGAUCAAAGGACAGCCCAGAGGCCUGGGUGCCUGCGGUGAGCCACUCAGCUGCCAAAGGCCGCCUUCCAGCUGCAACAGGCCCUGCGGCCAGCACCCCCGCACACACCCACAUGGGAAACCCCGCCUGGCCCAGGCUCCCAGCAGGCCCUGUGGGUGGCAAAACCGGCACCUGCGUUAACAACAGCUCCCCAGCACGGUGGGCGUCCCCAGCACAGGACACGGCGGCAGUCAGUCCCCAUCCCGCCAUGACCCCGAGUGCCCUGGACCCUCGCCCCACCAUGCCACAAGGCCGGGUGACCCCCCGAGGGGCAGACCCCCAGGUCAAGCUCUGUUGGAGCCCAGCAUCUCCGAGUCCAGCGGCUGCCCCAGCCUGGACUCCGUCGGCCACUAGGACACAGCAGGCCCGGGAGAGGUUCUUCCAGAUGCCUGGAGCUGCCACCAGCCCUGGCCAGGCACCCGCUCCAGCCGGUGUGCCCUCUCGGGACCGCAGCAGGGAGCAGGCGCUGAGCUUCCUGCAGAAGGCCCUCCCGGCGCUUGGGGAAGCUGGUGCUCAGGUGCCUGGCAGGUGGGUGGGGAGUAGGGGCUGCAGGGCGGCCUCUGCCUGGCUGGGUGACGGUGUGCUGUGCUGCCCCCAGCCUCAGUUUCCUCUUUUAGGGAACAGGGAGAAUGAAAUGGGACCCAGAGUGCCUGGUCAGGGGGAGGGGCACAGUCAUUCUGUGAGGCCACCUUUGCCCACUCGGGGACUGCCAUCAGCACGCAGUCCUGUCUGGAGGUCCUCCAGGCUGAGGUCUUGUCGGCAGGUCUGGCCUCCCCAAACCAGGACUGAGGGGCCGCGAGCCAGUCCAUCAGCCAAGCUGUUGCCGUUGGCAUUUCCCCGAGCCCUUAGCCCCCCUGCAAGGACUGAGCUGCCGGCCCCCCUAACUGUGGGUACCAACUCAGGGGCAUCCACGCCACCCCAGGCAGGCAGGAAGAACUCACCCAUGUCCUCAGUGGCUGUCAGGGAAGAUGCUGGCUCCAGGCUGCAGCCGGAGGCCCCACUGGCAAAGGGCCUGAGUGCCAGCCCCCGGGAAGGCCAGGAGGACGGGCCGGCAGGAUGGAGGGCCCGCCUGAAGCCUGUGGAGCAGAAGAGCCCAGCCGAGAGGGCCCUGGGCCUGAAGGAGCCACGGGUCCCCAGAGAGCAGAGGGCAGGCAACACACCCCAGAAGGCCUUGAGAAGCUCUGAAGAGGGCAUCCGCAUCACCCUGACUCCUCUGCAGCCAGACAGGACACUGAGCCCCAGGCCCAGCCCCUCAGCAGCCUCAUCCCCCUCCCCGUCGUGCCACCGCAGGAAGCUGGCCGUCCCUGAUAGCCUGACCAGCUCUGGAGACUGGCUAACACCCAAGCCAUCUGGGCAGGAAGCCCCAGCCCGGAGCUGGGAGGAGAAGCCCCCUGCUCAGGGCAAACCAGGGAGGCCCUUGGGCUCAGCCAGUGUCCCUGCUUCCCCUGGCCAGGCAGCAGCUGCUCCAGUCACGCGGCACCCCGACUUCGUGCCCCCUGAGGAGAUCCAGAGGGAGGUGCAGAACAUCGAGAGGCAGCUGGACUCCCUGGAGCUCCGGGGCGUGGAGCUGGAGAAGCGCCUGCGGGCCGCCGAGGGGGAUGCCUCCGAGGACGCCCUCAUGGUGGACUGGUUCCGGCUCAUCUACGAGAAGCAGCUGCUGCUCCGGCUGGAGUCGGAGCUGAUGUACAGGGCCAGGGACCAGCGCCUGGAGGAGCAGCAGCUGGACAUCGCAGGGGAGCUGCGCCAGCUGAUGGCCAAGCCUGAGGGUCUGAAGUCACCCCAGGACAGGCGGCGGGAGCAGGAGCUGCUGAACCAGUAUGUGAGCACCGUGAACCACCGCAGCGACAUCGUGGACUCCCUGGAUGAGGACCGGCUCAGGGAGCUGGAGGAAGACGAGAUGCUGCAAAACAUGAUCCAGAAUCUGGCCCUACAGAGAAGCAGCGGGGAUGCGAGAAAGAAGCCCAGGUUCCGCCUGCCCAGGAUCUGGUCCCUGAAGAGCAAAGGCGGGCUUCCUGAGUGAGCGGCCUGGCCCGGCUUCAGGACCCUCGCCGUGGCCUCAGCAGGGUGUGCACCGGGAGGGCGGGGCUGCGGGCAGCAGGAACUUGCAGCGCCCUCCCUGUGGGGUCUCAGCAGCCUCAAUAAAGAGACUGACUGCAGA